AUUGCGCUCUUUUCUCGCUAAUUUUUUUUUUUGGCUCCAACGCUCUCAGUUCUUCGUCUCUCUCUUCUUUCGCGCACGUUCCUAUACUAUGGAGGAUGGUAGCAAUCAGGUUGCUGAAGAUUAUUCAGUUGCAUUUGGGGAUAUGAUUUAUGUCAAGCUUCCUCGCAGUGGUUUCUGGUGGCCUGCUCAGGUUGUUGAUGAUGGGGCUGUGGUUUCGAGCUUGAAACCUAGGAGUUGUCGGAAGGGGGAGGUUCUUGUUCGGGUUUAUGGAAGCCAUUUGUUCUUGAAUGUGGAUCCGGUUAAAUCUUGUUAUGAGUUUGAGACGAUUCUCAAGAAUAAUAAUGGGGAUCUCCAAAAAAUACUCGGCGAAGGUCUUGAAAAGAGCCUUCCUAGCUCAAAGAGACCUGCAUCGAAGGCUAAAGCCGGAACUCCAAGUAAGAAGGCUAGUAGUAGCAAAAAACAGUCAAACAAGAAAGGCGAGGAGCAGACCAAAGUCAAGCGCCAAAAACAAAAUGAGUCAAAGGAAGAUGAUCUGGGCAGUCCAAGUUGUGAAACAGCCACCGGGAAGCUCCAAGAGUUGAGUUCCCGAAGGAUUAGAGUGAUGCAAAGCCUUGGUCUCAGUGCUCCAACUGGUUCACCAUUCAUCAAAGUUAGGGGUAAUUGAAAAAAAAACUCCAUGUUUGCGAGGAUGGAGAAGUGUUGUUGGCAUGUGGAGAACUUGUGUAAUGCAUUCUCUUGUAAUAGGACAUGUUCAUUUAGUCAAAUACUUUGUUAAGGGUUGUUUAAUCUGUAGUUUUGAAAUUUCUUCUUCAAGCACAUGGAGCCAAUCGUCAUUUAAGACGAAAAUGUGCAGUAAAAUUUAUGAGUCAUUGA
Molecule: messenger RNA, 873 nt
Organism: Vicia villosa (hairy vetch)
Lineage: Eukaryota; Viridiplantae; Streptophyta; Magnoliopsida; Fabales; Fabaceae
Exons: 8
Coding region: 89-664 (191 amino acids)
Source: RefSeq, a predicted model, not a curated record